Molecule: messenger RNA, 1536 nt
Organism: Parathielavia appendiculata
Lineage: Eukaryota; Fungi; Ascomycota; Sordariomycetes; Sordariales; Chaetomiaceae
Product: cysteine desulfurase
Exons: 3
Coding region: 1-1536 (511 amino acids)
Biological process (GO): [2Fe-2S] cluster assembly
Cellular component (GO): mitochondrion; cytosol; nucleus
Molecular function (GO): pyridoxal phosphate binding; cysteine desulfurase activity
Source: RefSeq, a predicted model, not a curated record
AUGGCCAAUAUCGCACCAUCGGUCCUAAGGCAGGCGUCGCGUCUGGUAUCAAAGUCAUCCAUUUCUGCAGCUCCGCGGCGCACCGUUCAGGUUGUCUCCCGCGCCGCCACGCCUUCGGCGCGCGGUAGUGGAGACGUCUGCAAAAGGUGCUAUGUCACCCAGACAAAGUCCGACAAUGCCCAGGUUCAAGUAGACACGGCCAUCCGGCUGGACAGGCCAGAGCUGGAGAAGUCAGGUCUCGUCAUGGAGACGCAAAAUCGGUCCACGACACAUGUCAGCCCGAUGGCUGAUGUCCUCAAGCAGGCAACACAGAUGGACGAGGGCCAACGGCCCAUCUAUCUUGACAUGCAGGCCACAACGCCGGUAGACCCGCGGGUGCUGGACGCCAUGCUACCAUACUACACAGGUGUUUUCGGCAACCCCCACUCCAGGACACACGCAUAUGGCUGGGAGAGCGAGCACGCGGUCGAGCAGGCCAGGGGUUAUAUCGCUUCCUUGAUCGGCGCUGACCCUAAGGAAAUCAUCUUCACCAGCGGCGCCACCGAGAGCAACAACAUGAGCAUCAAGGGCGUGGCCAGGUUCUUCGGCCGAUCGGGCAAGAAGAACCACAUCAUCACGAGCCAGACGGAGCACAAGUGCGUGCUUGACAGCUGCAGGCAUCUUCAGGACGAAGGUUACGAGGUCACGUACCUACCCGUCAACAACAAGGGCUUGAUUGACGUCGAGCAGCUCAAGGCCGCCAUCCGCCCGGAGACGGCGCUGGUUAGCAUCAUGGCCGUGAAUAACGAGAUUGGCGUCAUCCAACCGCUGGCAGAGAUCGGCAAGAUCUGCCGGGAGAACAAGGUCUUUUUCCAUACGGACGCCGCCCAAGCCGUGGGCAAGAUUCCCAUUGACGUCAACGCCAUGAACGUGGAUCUGAUGUCCAUCUCGUCCCACAAAAUUUACGGCCCCAAGGGGAUAGGCGCGUGUUACGUGCGCCGUCGGCCAAGAGUCAGACUGGAGCCCAUCAUCAGCGGCGGUGGACAAGAGCGCGGCCUUCGCAGCGGCACGCUUGCUCCCGCCCUUGUUGUUGGGUUUGGAGAGGCGUGCCGCAUCGCAGCUGAAGAGCUUGAGUAUGAUCACAAGAGAGUCAAGGCCCUCUCGGACCGCCUCCUCAACGGAUUGCUCUCUAUGGAGCACACCUCGCAGAACGGCGACCCGGAGCACUUCUACCCCGGCUGUGUGAAUGUCUCGUUUGCCUAUGUCGAGGGCGAGUCCCUGCUUAUGGCGCUCAAGGACAUUGCCCUCUCUUCGGGCAGCGCAUGCACCUCUGCCUCGCUCGAGCCGAGCUACGUGCUGCGGGCGCUCGGCAAUAGCGACGAGAACGCCCACUCCAGCAUCCGCUUUGGCAUCGGCCGGUUCACGACCGAGGCCGAGAUUGACUAUGUCCUGAAGGCGGUUAAGGAGCGCGUCGGCUUUCUCCGCGAGCUCAGCCCGCUCUGGGAGCUUGUUCAGGAGGGUGUCGAUCUCAACACGAUUGAGUGGACCCAGCACUAG